This is a messenger RNA of Physeter macrocephalus (sperm whale), 2819 nucleotides long. It is a transcript of the gene METTL15, whose product is annotated as methyltransferase 15, mitochondrial 12S rRNA N4-cytidine. The coding region runs from base 119 to 1333 and encodes 404 amino acids. The transcript is spliced from 6 exons. Lineage: Eukaryota; Metazoa; Chordata; Mammalia; Artiodactyla; Physeteridae. Gene Ontology annotation, molecular function: rRNA (cytosine-N4-)-methyltransferase activity. Gene Ontology annotation, biological process: rRNA base methylation. The record is from RefSeq and is a predicted model, not a curated record.
AGGGCUGGGACUUGUGCGGGCGGCAAAUUCAGGUUCUCUGUCACCGUAGUGGUCGUCGCAGGCCCGAAUUAGAGGCCAACUGAGAAAUCUUCGUGCCUCAGAUUUGUUGAUCUACAGAAUGCUUCAAUACCUAUAUUUUUGUAGAAUCUAUAAAAAAUUUCUUUCGUGCUGGUUGGAAUCUGGCAUAUUUAAUUUGGGUGUCUGGCCAAAAAAAAUACAUGCUACAGCAGAAAGAUAUAAUGAAUAUGAAGCCCAGGAGCAAACAGAUCAAACGGGAGCUCAGGAGUUACAAGACAGAGAUUCUGAAGUGAUGACUAAAUUACAUAUUCCAGUGAUGGUGGAUGAAGUUGUUUGUUGUUUGGCACCACAAAAAAGGCAGUUUUUUCUAGAUAUGACAUUUGGUUCAGGAGGACACACAAGAGCCAUUCUGCAGAAGGAGUCAGAUAUUACUCUGUAUGCCUUAGACAGAGACCCAACAGCUUAUGCAAUAGCUAAACAGCUUUCAGAAUUGUACCCUAAACAGAUCCGAGCCAUCCUGGGCCAGUUCAGCCAGGCAGAAGCCUUACUAAUGAAAGCUGGAGUGCAGCCAGGGACUUUGGAUGGAGUUCUUUUGGAUCUUGGGUGUUCCUCCAUGCAACUUGAUGCCCCUGAAAGAGGUUUUUCCCUUCGGAAGGAUGGCCCCUUGGACAUGAGAAUGGAUGGUUGCAGGUAUCCUGACAUGCCCACCGCAGCUGAUGUUGUGAACGCUUUAGAUCAACAGGCACUUGCAUCCAUCCUGAGAACAUACGGGGAGGAGAAGCACGCCAAGAAAAUCGCUUCAGCAAUCGUUCAGGCACGCAGCAUCUACCCCAUCACCAGAACCCAGCAGCUUGCCAGCAUCGUUGCAGGUGCAUUUCCUCCCUCUGCUACUUAUGCACGAAAAGACUUGCUACAACGAUCUACCCAUAUCGCUACCAAGACUUUCCAAGCUUUUCGCAUAUUUGUGAACAAUGAGCUAAAUGAACUUUACACAGGACUGAAGACAGCUCAGAAGUUUCUGAGACCUGGUGGUCGCCUUGUUGCCCUCUCCUUCCAUUCACUGGAGGAUCGCAUCAUCAAACGAUUCCUGCUUGGGAUAAGCAUGACAGAAAGGUUUAACCUAAGUGCUAGACAGAAGGUGAUACAAAAAUCACAGUUGUGUUCAGAUCAUGAAAACAUGGAAGGAGUCUCUAUAGAAAGGGCCCCUUUAAUGUGGAAAGUGAUGCAUAAGAAGGUACUUACUCCGGAAGAUCAAGAUGUACAAGAUAACCCCAGAGGACGCUCAGCCAAGCUUAGAGCAGCUAUCAAAUUAUGAGAAAGUUAUCAUCAUCUGAUUCUUCAAGUUCUUCCUCACAGUUUCUCGUGUAAUAUUCCUGAACAGCCUAAUAUAAGAAAGUGUGGGAUAUAUAGAGAUAUGUACUAUAUAUGUGUGGAAAUAGGGGGUAUUUAGCAUUUUUUUCUCAAAAAGAAAAUGUAGAAAAUAUUAGCAUGACACAGAUAGCUCAAUUCAAGAUGCAGCAGUGCCUCAAAACUGGAAAAAUUGUUUAUCUUAGCAUUAUAUUUGACUUUUGAAAUGCAGUCCUUUCUCUAACCAGGAAAUUUUUUUAAAAAGAAGAAGAAAAGAGAAGAAUAUGUGUAUUCACUUAACUAUGUAAAUUCAAGCUAUCAAAAGAGAUUAUAAUUAUAUCUGCAUGCCCAAAUUCUGAAUUUAGAUAUUCAGAUUUGCAACAGACUGUCUAUAACUCAAAUAAUUGAUAAUGAUCAUAAAAUGAAUUUUAAUUUUCCUACUUGGGAAUAAUUAAUUACUAUAGCUUUCUCAAAUGUAAGUACUAUGAAAAUUUAAAAUAUUCAACUAUUAUUUUAAAAAUGCAUUAUACAGAUAAAUUUCAUUACUGAAAUUACAGUGUUCAUUGUUUUAAAGGGAUUUUUCAGUAUGAUAUGUGCCAUGUUUUCAUAUAUUAGAAACUAAAAAUGUAGAAUUGCUCUAAUAGGUCUCACAGAGAAUGUUUCACAAAACUUAUAUUUAAAGUCAAUUGUGUUUAUUUUAAUAAUAGCCCAGAAUGCUUUUGAUAAAUAAAAAUCUCUCAUCAUUUGAAACCUGCAAUUUUAAAUUGGGCUAUUCAAAAUAUUCAAAGUCUAUUUGAAAUGGAAAAGUAUGUUAUCUGUUCCAGAUACUAAAAUCAAUGUAAUGAUUUUAUUUACAAAUAGUAACUGUAAUUGUAAAAUGUUUAUUCAGAUGAAGUUCACGUGGCAGAGGAUUCUUUAACAAAUUAAUGAAAUUGAUUCAGUAUUCACAUAACUUUUUAUACAUAAAUAUGCACUUCUAAUUUAUUCAGUUAUGCAGCAAGUACUGAAUUAGGCAAAGAAACAAAGGCGAGUAAAAUACACAUAGCCCAUAGUAUCAGUCCUGUGGAGUUUAUAGUCUAGCCGAGAGGACCAGUGGUAGUUAAAUAAUAAUAAAUAUUAGUAUAAAAUUGACAAAGCGGUAAGGGCUAUACAGAAGUAGUACAAGGUACCAUAAUUACAUCUAGUUCGGAUUUCAUCUACUGAAGGAAACCAGGUCUGACAACAUGGUGCUUGAUUUGUGACUUGAAGGAUGAAUAAGAGAUAAUUAGUAAAAGGAUACAUGGGCAUGUUCAUUGAAGGUGCAUGUAAAUGAUAGUUUUUGUAAGUAGUUUCCCUUGAAGUCAUAUUUAUACUAUUAAUUUGCUCAGUAAACUAUUCAAAUACAGGAAAAAUUCAUCUUCUCAAUUAUGAUUACAAACUCUAAGUUGGUGAAUCCAAUGAAUAAAAUAUCAACA